UCUUCACAGCAAUCGCUUGGUCCGGAAAUACAACUGAAUGGCCAUUAAGCAAGUCUAUACGAAAGGAGAAAUUAUUUGGUGUACGUGAAAGGGAGAGUAACAUGAAGUAGGAGGAGGAAGAGAGAGGGAGAGAGAGAGGGAGAGAGAGCGCCGGGGGUAUAGGGGUGGUCCAGACACUUCGUCCCACUGCAUCUCACAUACACGCAGACAGUCAAGCGCGUCAGAUCAAAAACCUUGCGUGGGGGAGGAAGGUCGACUAGCUUUGAAACAUGAUGCGCUAUAUCGGAGUAUUUCAUAUAAUUCUUCUUAAAUAUAUUUAUGUUUGUUUGCCUAAAUAUUAAACGUUGUUCCUGCAUGUACCGCCACAUGGAUGUACACUGUGUGGAUGUCUCUUUUCGUCUUGUCGCUUUUCGCCAAGAUGCCUGCUGUGGAUUUUGCGUUCUAUGGAAAACGGGAAGAUAUAAUCUUCAAGAAUAAGGAUUCGGCUGUUUGCUCGGAUUUAUGACAGCCUUCCGACAUAAAACUGACAAGCCAGGAUCAGAGGCAGCCAGCAGUGUCUAAAUGAAGUUUCCUAGCCAUGCAAUGUUCCUGGAAGGCUGUGAUCCUGCUAGCCUUGGCCUCCAUUGCCAUCCAGUACACAGCCAUCCGGACUUUCACCUCCAAGCCCUUUCACCUCUGUCCCAUGCCAAGCCCCCAGAACUGUGGCCUGGGAGCCCAGGACACGGACCCGUCUUUUGAACGUGGCUGUGAGGAGUACCCCUACUUCAUCUACAAUGCCUCCCGCAAAACCCAUAUUCUGGUGCUGGCCACCACCCGCAGCGGCUCCUCUUUUGUGGGCCAGCUGCUCAACCAGCACUCAGAUGUAUUUUAUCUCUUUGAGCCUCUCUACCACGUCCAGACGGCGCUGAUUCCACGCCUCUCUCAUAGUCGGAACACAGCAGACCGCAGGGUGAUGCUCGGGGCCAGCCGCGACUUGCUGCGGAGCCUCUAUGGCUGUGACCUUCACUUUCUGGAGAGCUACAUCAAGCCUCCCCCGGCCAAUCACACCACGGAUAAGCUGUUCCGCCGCGGAGCGAGCAAGGCGCUGUGCUCCCAGCCGGUGUGUGACGCUUUCGGCCCGGGGGACGCCAACGUGGAGGAGGGCGACUGCGUAAAGAAGUGCGCGUCCCUCAACAUGACGCUCGCCGCCGAGUCUUGCCGCGAGCGGCGUCACACGGCCAUAAAGAUUGUGCGCGUGCCAGAAAUCGGUGACCUGCGGGCCCUGGUGGAGGACCCUCGGCUCAACCUGAAGGUGAUCCAGCUGGUGAGGGACCCCCGGGGGAUACUCUCCUCUCGGAUUGAAACGUUUCGGGACACAUACCGGCUGUGGAGGAUCUGGAGGGCUACAGGGAGGAAGCCCUACAACCUGGACCUUACUCAGCUGACUAUGGUGUGCGAUGACUUCCUCAGCUCUGUGUCCACGGGCCUCAGCCACCCGUACUGGCUGAAAGGGAAGUACAUGCUAGUCCGAUAUGAGGACUUAGCACGGAACCCUCUGCAGAAGACUAAGGAGAUCUAUGACUACCUUAACCUGCCGAUGGACAAGAACGUGGUGGACUGGAUUCAGGCCAACACCAGAGGGAGUAGUGAGCUUUCGGCCAAACAUAAGUACGGUACGGUGAGGGACUCUGCAGCGAACGCCGAGAGUUGGAGGCUGAAGUUGUCCUUUGAGAUGGUGGACUACACGCAGACAGUGUGUCAGAAGAUCCUUAACAUUCUUGGCUACAAAAGUGUCAAGUCUGCAGAAGAACUCAAAAAUAUGACUCUUUCACUCGUGCAGGACAAAAGUUUUGUACCCUUUUCAUAACAAAGAUAGUUGUUGAAGACUAUUUUGAUAUAUUUAUAAUUGUUGCCUUAUGAUUAUUAAUGUUAUUUUGAGCUUAUGAUCUUCAUUUAUUUCCCAUCUCCUUUGAAAUUUGCACUAAGACUUUGCAGCCCAUGAAUUCCUGCUGUUUAGGGCUCCCAGCUAAUUUAGAAAGAGCACAACAAAAAUCAGAUCAGGGAAUGAGCUGUUUCUGAUCUGGAUUUAAUGUUGAACAUUUUCUUUUUUAAAGGACCGUUCUGAGUUAUUCCACUGACAUGAUAAAAUGCAACCACCUCUACCAACAAUCCAGACUCCUCAACGACUGGCUGUUGCUUUAAUGCCGGUGAAUGUUGCCAUAUUUCCAUCCAGGGCAGUAUAUGUGCUGAAUGAAUGCUGAGGAAAUCAUUCAUGACGUAGAAACCACCCUGUACAAAAGCAACUGUGCAAUAAAUGGUGAAUGUCGCAGUCUACCUUUAACAUUAUUGUGAUUGAUGCAGGGUAGCGUCAGAUGGUGUACUAAAAAGAUUUCACAUGAAAAUGAUUUAAUCUCCUCUGAAAUGUACCUGAUGUGGCCUAAGCGUCUAAAAUUAGACGCCUCUUGAGCUAUUAAUUCUCUAAAUGCAUUGUAUAGACGUGAAGUCCUGUCAAUGGCAGGAAGUGUACAUAUUACAUCAGAAUUUCAGGCUGGUCUGUAGAUGGUCGCCAUUGAGAUGCAGAGCACAAAGGCACAGAGCUUUGAUCUGCCUGACUGCCAUGGCUGGAAUCCCACUCUCUCUUUUCAGAGACUCUCAGGGGUGUUGGAAGCGUGCCUCCGGAAAAGCAUUCCUCCCUCUGAAGGUGACAGGAAACUGUCAAUGCCAUGAUGAAUGUUCUCCUUGCCCCUCUUUUGUGAUGUGUUUACAUAUCCCCACGAGUGGGAGGAAUUAAUGCAUUUUCUUAACAGAAGCAUACUAAUAAUAUACUCUGGAAAUCGUUAACACUCCCCGGCACAAUCUACACAACUGCAGAUGCAGCUGUGUCUCUGUUCUGGAACGUGAUCCACAUACACUGUAAUUCUUUCUUAUUAGUGCACUUACUCAAAAUACAGAUGGAGGAUGAUAAGCAGGAGUGGUAACAAUUACAGAUAGAUGAACUUUGACCUAUACAGUUUGGGUUUUGCCCUGUUAAUGGAAACAUAGAGCUAAGGUAAAUAUAAAACAGUUCUGGCAUUCCAUCUCUCAAAUCCUAGAUCUAUGAUACUUUGCCAUCCUCGGACAAAAGCAAUAAUAUGACCUAAAUACUUGGUUUUAAAUAAGCAUACCUGCAUUAGCUUAGGUUGAAAAAACCGCUUAGCAUAAAAAGUGGUGCAUUCAGUAUCCAAGUUCAGCAUUCAGAGUUGUAUGUACUACUGCUGAGCCAUCUAAUAUCUUUUUAGCAUUUAUUUCCAUCGACUUUUCAAGAGGAUUUUUUUUGUAAGGUUGACCUUAAUAUAAAGGUCACUGUCUGCUUCCCAUGUGUGCCAUUCGCUGCAUGAUCUGCUUAUCCACUCAUGAUGUUUAUUGUUUCCCAAGGCAAAACAUAUGGCUCACACAAAAAAGCACAGAAAGAUACAAAAAAAAAAAAAAACA
Molecule: messenger RNA, 3450 nt
Organism: Clupea harengus (Atlantic herring)
Lineage: Eukaryota; Metazoa; Chordata; Actinopteri; Clupeiformes; Clupeidae
Product: carbohydrate sulfotransferase 1
Biological process (GO): keratan sulfate proteoglycan metabolic process; N-acetylglucosamine metabolic process; carbohydrate metabolic process
Cellular component (GO): Golgi membrane
Molecular function (GO): keratan sulfotransferase activity; N-acetylglucosamine 6-O-sulfotransferase activity
Source: RefSeq, a predicted model, not a curated record